AUGCCGACGACGCGCACGGAGGCCGCGUUCGACGCGCUGCCCGCGCUCUCCGAUGCGCUGCGUGUGCCUGCCUCGGAGCGGACGUAUGGGCGCCAGUUUGCGCAGAUGUACGACUACCGCCUCGCCGUGCUGCGCCGCCGCGUGCUGCAGCAGAGCGAGGACCCCGCGUUCCGGGCGCAGCACGGGCCGGCGCCGUACAUUGAGCGCCUCCUCGAUAUCCCGCCACGCACCUUGUGCCUGGUGAUCGGCACGUUCUACUGCGCCAUGCAGCACAAGCCGGACGUGCUCCAGGAGAUCGCGCGCGACCUCUCUCUCCCUGCGCCGCCGCCCGUGACGAGCUACGUGGAUCGCGCGCAGGACGAGCUCUUCCUCGAGGACCAGAGCGGGCGUGUCAAGCUCGUCGGUGAGCUCAUCGAGCAGCCUGCGCUCGCGCGGCAGUGCGUGACGGGCGCCGUCGCCGGCGUCCUUGGCAUCGAGACGCCCGGCGGCGACCUCGAGGUGCGCCACGUCUUCUUCCCGGGGCUGCCCGCGCCCGUGGCCAUGCCGGCUGCGCCGACGCCAGGGUCCAUUGUGCUCGCGAGCGGGUUCCUCGCGGGCGACGAUGCGCACCCCGCGAGCGAGAUGGCCAUGGAGCUCCUGCUCGAGUGGCUCACCGGCGAGCUGGUCGCGCCUGACGCGCAGGCGGCGCAGGCGCGCAUCUCGAGCAUGGUGAUCGCCGGCAAUGCCGUGCGCCGCUCGACGUGGGCGCCGACGGAGCGUCCGCAGGCGCCGCACAACCCGUUUGCCGCGUUCGACCCGUGGCUCGACCAGGUGUGCGCGACGCUCGAUGCGGUCGUCCUGCAGCCCGGCGCCCAGGACCCCAGCAGCACGGCCCUACCGCAGCAGCCGCUGCUCGCGCCGCUCCUGCCGCGCGCGGCGCGGUGGCCGUCGCUGCACCGCGCCACGAACCCCGCGUGGUUCGCGCUGCACCACCGGUCGUUCCUGUGCACGGGCGGGCAGAACCUGGACGACCUGCUCAAGUACGUGCCGGACGCCGAGCAGGCCGAGCAGCGCCUGCCGCUCGCCCUCGCGCCGCUGCGCUGGGCGCAUGUGGCGCCGACCGCCCCGGACACGCUCUGGUGCUACCCGUUCAAGGCGACGGACCCGUUCGUGGUGCGUGCCGCGCCGGACGUGUAUGUGGUGGGCAACCAGCCCGCCUUCGCCACAGAGACCGUCGAGGUGCCCCAGCCCGGCGGCACACACACGGUGCGUGUCGUGCUGGUGCCCGAGUUCGCACGCACGCAGCAGGUGGUCGUGCUCGAUGCCGAGACGCUCGAGGCGCGCGUCGUGUCGUUCCGCCCAUAG
Messenger RNA from Malassezia sympodialis ATCC 42132, 1344 nucleotides. It is a transcript of the gene POL31, whose product is annotated as DNA-directed DNA polymerase delta subunit POL31. Gene Ontology annotation, cellular component: delta DNA polymerase complex. Gene Ontology annotation, molecular function: DNA binding. Lineage: Eukaryota; Fungi; Basidiomycota; Malasseziomycetes; Malasseziales; Malasseziaceae. The record is from RefSeq and is a predicted model, not a curated record. Gene Ontology annotation, biological process: DNA strand elongation involved in DNA replication; DNA replication.